Molecule: messenger RNA, 984 nt
Organism: Gossypium arboreum
Lineage: Eukaryota; Viridiplantae; Streptophyta; Magnoliopsida; Malvales; Malvaceae
Product: putative expansin-B2
Exons: 4
Coding region: 75-905 (276 amino acids)
Biological process (GO): sexual reproduction
Cellular component (GO): extracellular region
Source: RefSeq, a predicted model, not a curated record
ACUGAGCUAAAACUGCAAUUACAUAUACAUAUACAAAUAUAGCUUUGCUUACUCUACUACUUUCUUACCUUUUCAUGGCAGUAAGACAAAACGUGUUCUGUUUUUUACCCAUUGUAGCCACAUUUUCUAUCUUAUUCAACUCCUGUUAUUGCUUCUACCCUAAGCUCCUUAACAUUAAUGCUUCAUUGGCUGUAUCUGAUGAUCAGUCCAGUUGGUCCCCUGCCGAAGCAACGUGGUAUGGCGGUUCCAAAGGAGCUGGAACAGAUGGUGGAGCUUGUGGAUAUGGUGACAGUGUUGAGCGACCCCCAUUUUCGUCAAUGGUAUCUGCCGGAGGACCUUCUAUAUUCAAAUCUGGCAUAGGAUGUGGAGCCUGUUAUGAGGUAAAAUGCUCGACGAAUUCGGCCUGCUCAGGGAAUCCAGUGACGGUCGUAAUCACAGAUGAAUGCCCCGGCUGUGUUUCGGAGUCGGUUCAUUUCGAUUUAAGCGGUACUUCUAUUGGUGCCAUGGCAAAAUCCGACCUGGCUGACCUACUCCGUAACGCUGGUAUCUUGCAGGUUCAAUAUAAAAAGGUUGAUUGUAAAUACCCUGGAACCACCAUUGCAUUUCACGUUGACCCUGGUGCUGACCCCAACUAUUUUGCAACCCUAAUUGAAUACACAAAUGGAGAUGGUGACCUUGCCUCCGUUGACCUUAAACAAGCUCUCGACACUGACGGUUGGCAACCGAUGCAACAGUCGUGGGGUGCGGUAUGGAAACUCGACAGCGCCGGCUCGACUUUGCUGCCACCCUUCUCACUGAGGCUAACAUCACUCGACUCUCGCAAGACCAUUGUGGCAACGGCUGUUAUUCCUGCUGGUUGGGAGCCUGGCAAAACCUAUAGAUCGGUUGUUAAUUUUAAUCCCUAAAUACAACCAUAUAAUUAAUAUGCAUGUAUAAAAUAUAAAUUAAAUGUAUAUGGGAGAAUCUUAAUGAAUAAAAGAAUGG